AUGUCUUCCAAACCUGCGACCGUACAGCUUCGAGUUCAGACCAUUCUCACUACAUCAGACCAAUGGAUCACGUGGUUAUCAAACAUUCAGGCAAUUGCCAAUUUGUCUGAUGUCUGGAAAUAUAUUGAUCCGGAAGUUGCUUAUCCCCCUCAAUUGGGACCAAAGCCACAACUUCUUUCCGUACGAGAUGUUUACCCGAACUACGACAAACCUUCAGACCAAAAACUUGGGACGAAAAGCGCCAGUGAUCAGACGAAAUCCUUUCUGUCUGAAGAUGCAUACCUUGCGGCGAAUCCCGAGCAAGCCCGAACCUUCUUUGGCCUGGAAGGUCGAAGCAAACGUACUAUCGAUGAUUGGAAAGAGACCAAACUUGCCCUCGAUAAUAUUUUCAUCACAAUUCUGAACACCGUUUCAUCUGAUAUCCGGAAGCUCUUUGGAUCAGAGUCAAACAGUCAUGUGAUUAUGAGAUCACUAUAUGAGCGUUUUAAUCCCGACUCUAUCCUCCGAAGUCAGCGGAUGGCUGAUAGAUGGAUUGGUCUUCGUACCAUCCCAAGAUCAAACAUCAUGAAAUGGUUGGACCAAUGGGAAUCGACCUAUGUUGAGGCGAAAACCCUACAAAUUGUUGAAAUGGGAACUGAAAAGAAAGUUUGUCUUGAUUUUCUCCGAACUAUUACUGUUUUAUCUGAUUCUUUUGCUACACAUUGGAAGUUUUCUCUGAUGAAUCUCCCUGAUUCAUCCGAUCAAAUCUCUUUUCUCCGAUUAUUGAGGAUCUACCGAGAUCAUAUCUUAUCUUCGACUAUUCGUCUGAACAAGUUCUUGUCUAAUGCUACAUUCAAGGGCGAAGAUGACUCAUCCCAGACAUCGGACGAAAAGGAGAAGAAAAAGGGACCAAACAGAGCGAUGGAGAAGAGCUCGACCCUGAGAGCUGCGAUGAAAAGAGCCAAAGAACGAAUUUCUUCGGACCAAAAGUCAGCUGACCCUGUUGGAUCAGCUGAAACAUCGGACGAAAAGGGACAUAUGGUUGGGAUGACUCUUUCAUCUAAAAAGUCACCACUUGAUGAGAUGAAAACCCUUGCAGCGAGUCUGCCGAUUUCGAACGCCACGAAUCAUGUGAUUAGACCAAAUGAGGUCUGGGCGUACGAUACUGGAUCAACAUUGCAUAUCUGCAAUAAUAUUGAUCUUUUCUCCGACAUUCAGCCUUAUGCAGCUGAUGUUUGCGUUGGAGAUACGACGACACCGAUAGUUGGGAUCGGAACUGUUUUGGUCCGACCUACUGAAUCUUUGGAUGGAAAGCCACUAACCCUUCUGAAAGUGGGUUAUUCCCCUGGUUUUCAUCUGAACCUGAUAUCUGCAUCGAUUGCAGAACGUUCGAAAUUGUUCCUGAAUGGACGAAAGCGAACCCUUGAGACAUCGGAUGGAACGCCUGUUUGCCGUUUGAACCGAAGAUCCGGUGUCUACCUGAUAAGAUGGGAUGGAACAGCUGAUGGUCUACCGUCUGACCUUUCUGCCAGCACACGAGUUGCUGUCAAACAGCUGACAUGCCCUAUAUCCUCUGAAAAGCCCUUUCAUCCGAUGGAAGGCAAGAAAGACCCCAUUGGUCUUAAAAUUUCACAUCAAAAAUCGGAGGGUGCAACGAUCCAUGCACUUUCAUCCUAUUCUCGACCUGAAAAACCUACGUCACGUGAUGUUUGGCACCAAAGACUUGGCCACAUCGGACAAGAGACCCUUGACAAGCUUAUCGGAUCAACCACUGGAGUCCGGAUCGAUCAGAACUUGACAUCAGAUGAAACAUGUGAAACAUUGUUUGUCAAACAAGGAAUUGAUGGGAUGAAAUAUUUGUCACACUGUGUUUGCCCUGUGACGAAAUACCAAUUUGCGAAGGCAAUCAGACGAAAGGUUGCAUCACCUGACACUUUACAUGAGAUGAUUGCACACAUUGAGUUGCAAUAUGGGACGAAAAUCAGACGAAUCCACAUCGACAAUGAUACGACGUUACCUAAUUUCAUCAAACACAUGUCACGUGAUGGGAGGGUGGUUGAAUCUACCCCAAUAGAUCAGCCCGAACAGAACCCAUAUGCAGAACGCUAUGGAGGCCUUAUCGUCCAAUUAUCACGCCGUUUCAUCCAAUGUUCUGGGUUACCAAUAUCUCUUUGGCCCUAUGCUGCCGCCUGCGCAGUAUAUGUGAUGAACAGAACCCCGCGCCGCACUUUGGGAUGGAAGACCCCUCAUCAAACUUUGUGGGACCGAUUGGACCAAAAGCCUGGUCAUAUGACUGAAUUACCGGAUUUAUCCAAUAUCCGAGUGUUUGGGUGCAAGUGCUAUGUACGGAUCAUCAAUAUUCCGCGCCUGGAUAAGAUGAAAGUACGAGCUCAAAUUGGCUAUUUGGUUGGAUAUGUUUCAUCCAAUAUUUGGUUGAUCUGGUUACCUCGAGGAAAAGUGAUUAAAGCCCGUGAUGUGGAAUUCGACGAAACCUCUUUCUACAAACAUCAUGAAAGAUGGGAUGAAAAGGGUGCGCCCUUGUAUGAUGAUUCGAUGAAAGUGGUCGAUUACCUGGAUAUCUCCGAAUACACAACAUUCCGGGAUCAAUUGGACCAAAGCGAAACAUCAGAUGAAAAUGUGUUUGACACAUUUCCAGAGAACCAUGACGUUAUGGGAGAUCUGGACGAAAAUGAGCAAGUAUUGGAUGAAAACAGUUCAUCCGAAGAAGAGACUUGCGACGAAAAAGAAGAAGAUCAGAUUAUUGGAGAUCAACCGGAUACUCCCCCGCAAUCUGAUAAAGAAGGAUCACCUGACCCUAAGGAUCCUUCUUACCCGAACUUACAUCAGGCAGAUAACAAUUCAUCUGAUCUUAGACCUAUGGGACGAAUCGAGGUUCAGAUCAAUAACAAUGGGAUAAAUCAAGAUGAAUAUCCAUUGUACGAACCACCUUAUCAUGACCGAGACUAUGAUAUUGAGAUGAUUGACCCUGGUGCCCUGAAGAGAUCUUUGGAUGAAAGCCCUGAUGAUACACCGGAUGAAAAGCGUGCUCGAAUAGCAAACUUUUUACAUGCCUACAAUGUUGCGAUGAAAAGCCAGCCAAAGAAAGUCCACGUGACAAGUGUCCCCCCCGCCGCCUGA
Molecule: messenger RNA, 3117 nt
Organism: Penicillium malachiteum
Lineage: Eukaryota; Fungi; Ascomycota; Eurotiomycetes; Eurotiales; Aspergillaceae
Product: GAG-pre-integrase domain-containing protein
Exons: 3
Coding region: 1-3117 (1038 amino acids)
Biological process (GO): DNA integration
Molecular function (GO): nucleic acid binding
Source: RefSeq, a predicted model, not a curated record